AGUUUCAGCUGAUAGUUCGAGCACCACAGAAAUACAAAAUGAUUGGAAAAGUAUCGUUCCUCCUUUUCUUAUCCUGUGCUGCAGCAGUUCCUCUUUUUGAGGCUUCAGCUCAAUCAUACUCCACACAAACAAAACACACAACAGUUCACACCGGGGCUGCUUUAGUCAGUCAUGUAGCUCCUGUGACUGCAAUUCAAGCUCCAGCCAACUCCUACUCUACAGUUACUUUUGGACACUCUGCUGUGCAUGCUGCUCCAGCCAUAGCAUACUCUGCUCCAGUUGUGCAUCACGCUCAAGUUUACCAAUCUGCUCCAAUCGUUCAUGCUGCUCCUCUAGUCCACACUGCCCCUAUUGUCCAUACUGCUCCUCUAGUCCAUACUGCUCCUAUUGUCCACUCUGCUCCUCUCCUCCACACAGCCGUCCAUUCCGUUCCAGUAGUCAAAUACGAACAGGAACAAUAUGCUCCAGCCAAUUACCAAUACAAAUAUGGAGUUGAGGACCACCACACCGGUGACAUCAAGUCUCAUGAAGAAUCUCGUGAAGGUGACCUAGUCAAGGGUUCCUACUCCCUCCACGAAGCUGAUGGUACCAUCAGGACGGUACGUUACACCGCUGAUAAGAACGGUUUCAACGCUGAUGUGCAAAAAUCCGGACAUGCUGUAGUCAGUCAUGCUGUUCCAACUAAUACUUUAGUUGGUGUAUUGCACCAUUGA
This is a messenger RNA of Coccinella septempunctata (seven-spotted ladybird), 713 nucleotides long. Its product is annotated as cuticle protein 8-like. The record is from RefSeq and is a predicted model, not a curated record. Bases 39 to 713 code for a protein of 224 amino acids. NCBI's taxonomy places the organism in Eukaryota, Metazoa, Arthropoda, Insecta, Coleoptera, Coccinellidae. Gene Ontology annotation, cellular component: extracellular matrix. The transcript is spliced from 3 exons.